UUUCUUUUCCUGUUUUGAUUAAGAAAAAUUGUAUUGCAUAUUUUGAGUAGGCGACUGACUGAAGAGUUAAACUGACUAAAUUUGGGCUAAAAGAAUACAUGAAUAAUUUUCUUAACACAUUGAUGUGUAUUUAAUGUGCAUUUAUAGCUCAGCUCACAUAUUUUUUGUUAAAUCUAUAUGAAUGUUAUUUAAUUAUAAUUUAUAGUUUAUUACAGUUGCAUUUAAGUGUCAUGCACAAUCGUUACUUCAUCAUCCUCAGCAAGCCAUUCAUUUAUCAAUAAUGUUUUCCAAAGACUGAAACUGUAACAACAAGUUACUCUAAAUGGUAUAGAGGGUAGUAAUGUUCUUGGAGGACUUUAUAUUAAAAACAUAUAAAUUAAAAUUGCACUUUUGUUGCAGUCGUGUUGCUAUUGUUUUCUUUGCUGUAAUGUACUAUUUUUUAAGUUAUACUAAGUUUUAUAUUCAAAAUACAUCUAUACAUAUAAUAAGAUUUUAAUUAAAAUCAUAUUUUAAUUAGUUUGGUAAGCAACCCUACAAAAAAAAUAAUCAUCCUACUGGCGCUGUUAUUUUGUGGUAAUGCGGUAUUUGAUGUUAUAUUUGUAACCCAAUUUUGAUUGGCUAGUUAAAGUUUUGCUUGCUGCUGAUUGGUCUGUAAUUGGGCUGGAGUUUAGGUGUGAGUGUGGCGGCAGGUUGAGGUAAGAGGACGCAGAGUUAUUAAGGGAAGAGUGUAGGAAUCUGCAAUGUCUUGUUUCUGCAAUUUAAAUUGGACUGCAGGUCUACACAGCCUGUAGAGUUGAAGAAAUAUGACAUUAUUUUCACAAUAAAAGUAGGUGGGUUAAUUUUUUUCCUCACGUGUCAGUUCUCCGCUGCUCAUGAGUCUGUGCAGAACACCAUUAGUACAGACUCCACAGAUUAAAGCUAAUUACUACAAAUUAAGACAAACAUGAUUUUUCAUAAGCUUGUGGAACAGAUGUAUAUCUCUCUGAGUGACUAAAUUGACAAGGCUUCCAGUUACAUGCCUUUCAAAUUCAUUCACUAUUCCCUACGUUUCUCCACUAAUAUAGUCCCUUUGAAGGAGUGAAUGAAAACAAGUGAAUGAAUUUGAAAACUGUAAAGAUUUUCAAACAGAUGAAAAUGUUGAACUCUGCCAUGGAAACUAGCAUGUAUAAACCUUAAUUAAACAAUUUAAUAAUCAAUUAAUAAGGAAUUUAUACAUUCAUACCUUUAUACAUGGAUGAUAUUAUGCUGUAGCCACAUUGGACCAGCGGUUUUGAAAAUGAAUGGAUAAAUGGAUGAUUCAGCUGUGGGCACCAUCUUAUGGUCGGACACAGGAAUUCAUUUGACAGGUGACCCCUCACAGUGCAUUAUGGAUAUUUUGUAUCCGUUGAGCAUGCGUCGGUUGUAUACUCAUCAUUUGCGGUGCAUUAUGGGAUUGGAUGAGUGCACUAGAUAACAUCCACUAUGGUUUGGACUCAAAUACAAAUGGCUGUCCCCUCAAACAGUGUCCUAUUUAAGAGUAUAGGGGUAAUUUUGGACACCGCCAUGAAGUCGGACACUUUCUGCUUUCUGUAGUGCCGUUUCCUUGAUUCUCGCAGACUUUAAUGCGGAUAAGAUGUAUUCAAUGCAUUAUUUUUUAAAAUAAAUACAGGGAUGUUUUCAUGUAGUAAUAGAAGCACUUUUCAUUCAGUACUUAAUGUACUGCUUAACACAGCGCAUGCAUGUUCAAGUGUUGCAUCAACUUAAGCUUAUUGUCACACUUCAGGUCCACUAAGAAGACGAUGAAGAGUAAAGGAAGUAAAGUAGCUAGGUAACUUUAUUAAACAAAACAAAAGUGUAAUGCACAUGAUCCAAAAAGUGUAAACCACGUAACAUUGUUUACUGAAACACAAACAACACCAAACAAAGAUCUGAGGAGACUGAGAGCACUAUAAGCAAAGAUAAUGAACUCAAAUAAAACCAGAUGUCCUCUAAUUAAUGAAACAAUGAAUCACCAUAACAAUAAAUGAUGAGAGUGAACAGAGGACAAAGGGAAGCAGGAAAACUCAGAGAAGCAAACUAAGUGCAAAGAUGAAACCAAAACCAAAAUACAGUGAAAAUGUGACAUUACUCCCCCAUCUCAGAAGCCUGGAGUGGCAGGUAAAGGACGGGUGACAAGGGCGAUGCCAGCAGGCUAGGAAGCUUCCAGUUCAACACCAGCAAUACAGGACCCAAGAAGGCACCAGUAGCUCAGGCAGCCAGGGAGGUGCUGGCAGUUCAGGGAGUCGCCAGCAAUUCAGGGAGCCAGGGAGGCGCUGGCAGUACAGGGAGCCAAGGAGGUGCUUGUAGCUCAGGGACCCAUGGAGGUGCUGGCAGUGCAGGGAGCCAGUAAGGAUUGGACAGGAGCGGACUCAUGGGCUGGAGCGGGCUCCUGGUCAAGCUCUGGGGCUGGAGCAGACUACGGUGCAGACUCAUGAGCUGGAGCUGACUUGUGUCUGAGGUCUGGGGCUGAAGUGGGCUCGUGACUGAGCGGGCUUGUAACAGAGCUCUGGGGCUGGAGUGGGCUCCUGGGUGGAAGACUGGAGGAAUGUGUGUAUAGCCCAGACACACACAGUAACGGCUACAUACAAAGAAAUGUCCAGAGCAAUCAGGCCAGAGCAAAUAUUAAGAAUAAGCUCUGAUACAGCUUUCUCAAGAGCAGACUCUGGAACAGGCUUGGGGUUUUCACUCACUGGAACAGACUCAGGGAUUUCACUUAGUAGAACAGGUUCUGGGUUUUCACACUCUGGAACCAACACUCUACUGUGCUCAAGGGCUGGAGCCAACACUGGACUGUGCUGUGGAGCUUGAGCCAACACUAGACUGUGCUCAGGGGCUGGAGCCAAUACUGGACAGUGCACAGGGGUUGAGGGUGCUUAAUUGCCUGGUGGUAUCAGUUAUAAAAGGUGAUGGUUUAAUCCAAUCCAGAACAAAUUCAUGAGAGAUUGGUCAUCCCAGGGUACUAAAUGGCAAUACUGAAGAAAUCCCACCACACACCUCUCCAUACUGUGGCCAUUCUGAUUGAUGGAGCACGGAAUAUCUUCCCCAGAUUCCAUCUCAGCUAACCGGUGGUCCAUACUUGAAGUGAAAGCCCCCGUAGAAUUCAUAUUAAUUAGGUCUGGUGUUCUGUCACACUUUAGGGCCACAAAGAAGACGAUGAAGAGUAAAGGAAGUAAAGUAUCUAGGUAAUUUUAUUAAACAAAACAAAAGAGUAUAAUACAAAUGAUCAAAAAAAAAACAUAGACCACGUUUUUAGCAAAGCAACGUGGCUGUUAUGUAACUGUAAAAUAAUUUGAUGACCAAACUUUCGUUGUGGCAAUGUAACCAGUUACGUUGUCACAACCGAAAAAGUGAAAUUCCUGGAUUCAUUGCUACAACAUAACUUUAUGACGUUGCCAAUAAGUAAUUGCGACAUCGUCAAUCAGUAGUUGUGUGUUUGUUAAUCAGUUGGUAAUUUUUAUUUUUUAUAUUUUUUUUCAAUGGGCAGACAUGCAGUAGCUUAACCUAAGUUGUCCUCAUUUGCCUGAAUUAGUAUGGCACCAGAUAUUUACAAAACUGUUUGAACAGACAUUGAUCAUCAACAGUCAGUGUGAAUGAUCUGCUUUGAAAAACAAUUAAUAUUUGUGUGGAAUGUGAAAGAAUUAUGUCUCUUUUUCUUGCCAGGUGUUGUAUGGUCACUGCUGACUGUCAUCUCUUUUAUCCUCUGUAAGUGUAUAAUAUCCACCACUGUCGUUGAAUCAAGAUCAGCAGUCAGUUCAGUUUUGGACUGUGAGCUUGAUAAUGAUAUGUACAUCUGCACUGGUGCUCAGUACCGCAUGUACUGCAACUCAAGAAUGCAUCAUUUCUCCUUCCAGAGAUACCAAAGCCAGAACCAAUACCAGUGCAUGAGUAAUAACUGUAUCUGUGUUGGCAAUAAGGACACCUGUACAUGCUACAAAAAUACUUCAUCCUGCUUCUGUGAGAAUUUUCGCAAUAACAUCACUAUCCCUACAGCAGUUAGUCCAGUCUAUGACUGUGGGCUUUAUAAUGACACGUACAUCUGCACUGGUGCUCGGUACCGCAUGUACUGCAACACAAGUGUGCACAGUUUCGGCUACCAGAGAUAUAGAUACCUAAACCAAUACCAGUACCAAUGCUGGAGUAAUAACUGUUACUGUGUUGGUAAUAAUGAUACCUGUACAUGCUACAGUAGCACUUUGUCCUCCUGCAUCUGUGAGACUUAUGGUAAUAACAUCACUAUCCCUGCAGCAGUUAGUCCAGUCUAUGACUGUGUGCUUUAUAAUGACACAUACAUCUGCACUGGUGCUCAGCACCGUAUGUACUGCAACACAAGAAUGCAUAGUUUCUAUUACCAGAGAUAUAGAUACCUAAACCAAUACCAGUACCAGUGCUGGAGUAAUAACUGUUACUGUGUUGGUUAUAAGGAUACCUGUACAUGCUAUAGUAACACUUUGUCCUCUUGCUUCUGUGAAAGUUAUGGUAAUAACAUCACUGUCCCAACAGCAGCUAGUCCAGUCACAGAUCCUGACUGUGUGCUACAAAACAACAUGUACAUCUGCACUGGUGCUCAGUACCGCAUGUACUGCAACACACAAAUGCAUGAUUUCUCCUACCAAAGAUAUCAGUUCCAACACCAGUACCAGUGUGUGAACAAUAACUGUGACUGUGUUGGUAAUAAGGACACCUGUACGUGCUCUAGUAGCACUUUGUCCUCCUGCUUCUGUGAGACUUACGGCAAUACCAUUGCUCUCACGACAGCAGUUACUCCAGUCCAUGACUGUGUGCUUUAUAGCGACACGUCAUACAUCUGUACUGGUGCUCAGUACCACAUGUACUGCAACACAAGUGUGCAUGAUUUCCAUUACGAUACAUACCAUGACCACUGUUUUAGUGAUAACUGUGACUGUGUUGGUAAUAAGGACACCUGUACAUGCUACAGUAGCACUCUGUCCUCCUGCUUCUGUGAGAGUUAUGGUAAUAUCGUCACUCUCAAUAGAGCAGUUGCUCCAGCCUAUGGCUGUGUGCUUUAUAACGACACGUACAUCUGCACUGGUGCUCAAUACCAUAUGUACUGCAACACGAGAAUGCAUGAUUUCUACUACAAGAGAAAUCAGUACCAAUAGCAGUGCAUGAGUAAUGGCUGCUUCUGUGUUGGUGAUAAGGACACCUGUACAUGCUCUAGUAGCACUUUGUCUUCCUGCUUCUGUGAGACGUACAACAAUAGCAUCACUAUCCCUACAGCAGUUAGUCCAUUGAGACUCUCUCAAUGUGUGUUUUCUAAUGACACGUACAUCUGCACUGGUGCUCAGUACCGCAUGCACUGCAACACAAGAAUGCAUGAAUUUAACUACCUAUAUCAGAAUCAAAACCAAUACCAGUACGAAUGCUGGAGUAAUAACUGUAACUGUGUUGGUAAAAAUGAGACCUGUACAUGCUAUAGUAGCACUUUGUCCUCCUGCUUCUGUGAGACUUACGGCAAUAUUGUUGCUCUCAAUAGAGCAGUUGCUCCAGCUUAUGGCUGUGUGCUUUAUAACGACACGUACAUCUGCACUGGUGCUCGAUACCACAUGUACUGCAACACAAGAAUGCAUAGUUUCUCCUACCGGAAAAAUCAGUACCAAGACCAAUACCAGUGCAGUAAUAACUGUUACUGUGUUGGUAAAAAUGACACCUGUACAUGCUCUAGUAGCACUUUGUCCUCCUGCUUCUGUGAGACUUACGGUAAUAUCGUUGCUCUCAAUAGAGAAGUUGCUCCAGCUUAUGGCUGUGUGCUUUAUAAUGACACGUACAUCUGCACUGGUGCUCAAUACCACAUGUACUGCAACACAAGAAUGCAUCGUUUCUCCUACCGGAAAAAUCAGUACCAAGACCAUUACCUGUGCAUUAGUACUGGCUGUAUCUGUGUUGGUCAUAAGGACACCUGUACAUGCUACAGUAGCACUUUGUCCUCCUGUUUCUGUGAGACGUACAACAAUAGCAUCACUGUCCCUACAGCAGUUAGUCCAUUGAGACUCUCUCAAUGUGUGUUUUUUAAUGACACGUACAUCUGCACUGGUGCUCAGUAUCGCAUGCACUGCAACACAGGAAUGCAUGAUUUUUACUACCAGAAAUAUCAGAACCAAAACCAGUAUGAAUACCAAUGCUGGAGUAAUAACUGUGCCUGCACUGGUAAUAAUGACACCUGUACCUGCUACAGCAGUACUGGCUCCUCCUGCUUCUGCGAGUAUAAUAUCUCCAGCCCAAGUCUGGAUAACAUGCAGGAUCAGUGCAGGAGUCAGACCUCUGGAGGAUGUUUUCAAAAUCUUAUUGACCAGAUAGAGAACAUUACAAAUCAAGAGCUUCCUUUGGAU
Megalobrama amblycephala (Wuchang bream) is the source of this 6365-nucleotide messenger RNA. RefSeq lists its product as uncharacterized. Lineage: Eukaryota; Metazoa; Chordata; Actinopteri; Cypriniformes; Xenocyprididae. The transcript has 4 exons. The record is from RefSeq and is a predicted model, not a curated record. The coding region runs from base 3609 to 5138 and encodes 509 amino acids.